AUGUCUACGACCUCGCACACCAGCUCCGAAGGGCACUCUUCCGUCCCGUUCCCGAGCACGACAAACACCUCGACCGACUCCCUCUGCGGCUUCGCAUUCUCAUUCGAUCUCACCGGCGAGUUUCCGGAGAGCGGCGUGAGCGAAGCGGCUGUCCGAUCCCUGCGCAAGGCGGCGCGCAUCCUCGGCGAGCCCGUCGUGUUGACAGCCGAGGGCCAGCUUGUGCCUAUCAACCUAUCUGCUACGUUGCCGGACGAGGGAAUGGAGUUUGACACGGAGGCGUGUCCGAAGGGAAGUUGGGGGUCUGUCAAGAGGCUCUUCCGGCGCAACGGGCGGGAGGGGGCAAGGAAGCGGAGGAAAGUUGAGAAGGAGAAUGCAUUGGGAGAAGUCGUGUACGAGUACGAGGUGGUGGUGGAUGCCGAGGUCUGCGGCAGGGACAGUGCGGAUGGAAGGAGUGAGGGAUCGUGUGGAAGCAGACGUCCGUUAGUGGAGGCUGCUGGUCGUAGGGCCGCCGCGAAGGGUUUGAUCAGGAAGUGA
Peniophora sp. CBMAI 1063 is the source of this 534-nucleotide messenger RNA. NCBI's taxonomy places the organism in Eukaryota, Fungi, Basidiomycota, Agaricomycetes, Russulales, Peniophoraceae. The record is from the annotation of a GenBank genome assembly.